Nicotiana attenuata is the source of this 897-nucleotide messenger RNA. RefSeq lists its product as uncharacterized. Bases 1 to 897 code for a protein of 298 amino acids. The transcript has 2 exons. Lineage: Eukaryota; Viridiplantae; Streptophyta; Magnoliopsida; Solanales; Solanaceae. The record is from RefSeq and is a predicted model, not a curated record.
AUGUCAAAUUUAACACAAGGUAACAGUGAUAUUGCUGGAUAUUUCACCAAACUUAAGAGACUGUGGGAUGAAUUAGAUGCACUAAUUGUAAUCAUAACUUGUCCAUGUGUGUGUCUGUGUGAGGGAAAAGCUAAGCUGACUAAGUCUUUGGAAGAUCAAAGGUUGAUUCAAUUUUUGAUGGGAUUGAAUGAUGUAUAUGCACAAGCUAGAGGAAACAUUCUUAUGAUGAGUCAUUUGCCUAGCAUGGACAUUGCAUACUCACUACUUUUGCAGGAUGAGAACCAAAGGGAAAUAUAUGCAAAUGCACAUUUCAGUUCAGAUUCUGCAUCUUUCAUGGUCGCCGGACAAGGAAGACAACCAAAUGCACAGAUUUUUGCUGACUUUGCAGCUUUCAUGGCAGCAGGACAAGGAAGGAAUAAUCAAAGGUUUAGAAAUCAGACCUCUGGAGGAACAAUGACUGCUCAAAAAUUCAACAAUCCAGCUCAAAAGAUAGGACAUACACAAGAGGACUGUUACAGACUUAUUGGGUUCCCAGAUGACUUUGAAUUCACUAACCCAAAGACUUAUCAGAAUCAUGUCAAGGCAAAUGUGGCAACAACACAUGAGGAAGAUAAUGCAACAGGGCAUAACAAUGAGACCAACAGUAGCAGUUUUGGACGAAAUUUCAGCAAGGAACAAAUUGCAGGGAUGAUGGAGAUAUACGAACAGGCAAAAUCAACAAAGACAGGAAGCUCAGAAAUUAAUGCCAAUGCUGUGGCUGGUACUAUUCUAAAAUACUCAGGAUCAGUUUUUUCUAGUUUGAAAUCAGAUUCUUGGAUAAUUGAUUCUGGAGCAUCAGAACACAUGUGCUUUGACCCCAAUUCUUUCUUGUUUCUAAUUCCACUCCUGUACAUUUGA